UCUCUUACCAUUUUUUGUUUUCCUCUCCAUAUUCUCUGCUCCUUUCUUUGCACCACACCCCCCACCCCCACCCCUCCUCUGCCCUAUCUGGCUUUAAACUCCUUUUCCAAGUCUCAUCUGCUUGGUCCAUUCAAGAAGGCCGCAUGGAAACUCUUCUUUUUCUUUUUUUUUAUAACAGUGUUUACAUUUUUCUACGAGACUUUAGUUUUUAUCUUAUUUACGAAAAAAAAACCAAGGAUAAAAAUGCCUCGCUCAUUUCUGGUGAAGCAGCCAAAGGUUCACAAUUUCUCGUCUUCCAGCUACCACCAUCAGUACCACCAGCAGCAGCACUUGGAUGACUCUUACAGUCUGACACAUGCCAACACUGAAUCGCCCACCAACGUGGCAGUGCAUCUGACUGAGAAUGGCUACAUCCAUGAUUACAUCAUCCCUUCAGUGUUGCAGAACACAAAGGGCCCAAGUCAUGAGCAGAUUGGUCUCCCCUCAGGGUCCCUAUACUUCCCUGGAGGCAGCAGCGGAGAAGAGUUCUCUGACCAUGACAUGGAGAAUCCGGACAGCCCCGUCUCCAGUGCCACAGUUGAGUCAGACACCAGUGGCCCUGAGCUGGAGAUGUGCACUGUCAACGCCUUCCUUGUCUGUGACAACCCAUCCCACUGGAGACCCGGCAAGAGGUGUCCUCACAAGGGCGGCAGCCAUUCAGACAGUAGAAAGAGAAUGCUCUCAGCAGACUGCAGCCCUGUUAAAGAGAAAUCCAAAGGCCGCCACAAAUGCAGCGAGUGCGGCAAGUCUUAUGCCACAUCUUCCAAUCUGAGCAGACACAAGCAGACUCAUCGCAGCCUGGACAGCCAGCAGGCCAGGAGGUGUCCCACCUGCCACAAGGUGUAUGUGUCCAUGCCAGCACUGGCUAUGCACAUGCUGACCCAUGACCUGAAGCACGGGUGUACGGUGUGCAGCAAGGCCUUCAGCCGGCCCUGGCUCCUGCAGGGCCAUAUGAGGUCUCACACUGGAGAGAAGCCUUUCGCCUGUGCCCACUGUGGUAAAGCCUUUGCUGAUCGCUCCAACUUGCGUGCUCACAUGCAAACGCAUUCUGUCUUUAAGUACUACAACUGCAAGCGCUGCCACAAAAGCUUUGCUCUCAAGUCUUACCUGAACAAGCACUACGAGUCAGCCUGCUCCAAAGGGGAUCACGCAGAGGGUGAAUGUAGCUUUGAGGAUUGAAAGGGAAAUAGGCACCGUCUGUUUCUUAUUUUGACAUUUUUUUGGUAGUUCAUACGUCAAAGUCAGAGAAAAGCUUACAUCUUCUCUGGCUUGUCACAUGCACGUCUCCUUCCCUUGCCUUUUUGAUAAAAGCAAUAACCUCACUUCAGGUUCUUCAGGAAUUAUUAUGUAAAUAAACAGAUAAAAUAUUUUCUAUUCUUUUUUUUAUAAAUUGAAUUGCAAUAAUUUACAUUAUUUUCUGCUUAUACUGCUCUUAAUUUACCUCAAAGUGCUCUUGUUAGGUACAUAAUGAACAUGUGUAAUUUAUUAACUUAUUUAACUAUUUUUUUGCCACUCUGAAGAUUAUUUAUUUAUUAUUGGUUGAUAUAUUUUUGCAUUUGACAUGGAUUUGUUAGAAGCCAUGACUGGGAUUUGUUGAGAACAAAAGCCCGAAUAUUUUAUCACACACUAUAUUUCGCUGUAUGAUCAAUUUGAUGACAUACAUUUUUUUUGUUAUUGAAAUGCGCCUGAAAUAUCCUUUUAUAAAACUCAGUUAUUAAGAUCUUGAAUGAUUGUUCUUUUCAGCUAUGGACCUGGCAUUAUCUUUCUCAGAGAUUUUACUAUCAAGUUUAUUUCUGCACCAAGUCAAACAAGAAAUGGCACAAAUACUGAAAGUGACUAAUGGUGUGUCACACACACAGGUGUUAAAGCUGACUGCACCAUAUAAGGAAGUGUACCUCUGAUAACAAUAAGAUGUCAGCAUUACUUAACUGUCAUUCAAAUGAGAAAAUAAGGGUCAGAGGUCAUUAAGAGAUUGUUUCAGAGAGAUGUGGGUACUGCUGGUAAGACAGAUAACUCCCAAAUAAGCCAAGUAGCUAAGUAAUGUCAUUACUUAGCUGGAAUGCUUCUCAAUAUAGUGACAUACAAAGUACUGCAAGUAGAAAUCAUAUUACUGUCAUGCAUUGCAAAAUAUUUAUAGAUAGAUAAUAAUUUGUUGCAUCCUUCCUGUUCGGAUUUGUCCUAAAGUAAUUUUAGUCGUCACAGUUUCUUUCAGCAUAUAGCAGUUUAUCAUAAUCAUGUCAGUUUUAGAGAGUGAGGAGGUUUUGUUUGAGUCCAUGUUGUUGUCCUGGCUUCUCUCUCACUAAUGUGACACUUUUUACGACACACAGUGCAAAACUACAUUUCAGACAGUCGUUUGCACAGCAUGAAAAAUGACCAGGAGAGGGGGCCACCAUGUAACCAUGUAAACACUACACAGCUACAAACUCCAUGGUGUUGAAACACUUGGCUUUCUUCUAAGGAAUCAGUGUGGCAUUUAAAACUGACAUUUUCAGAAACAUGGAAAUCUACAGCAGGGUGUAUCAUCCGUGAUCACAGUCAAACCUUGCACAAGACUGCAGUGGGGCUGACUACAGGAUGUGCUGUAGGUCAUGUGUCAUGAGAACAGGGCUUCUGGUCCAGACCAGACAGGGCUACGCCCUUGGUGGCCCCCAACCACUGACUCUGGGGAAGUGCAAGUAUGUGUCUCAGUAAACCGCAGACUGGAGAUGCUAUUUUCAGACACAAUGGCCACGAUUAGAAACACAUAUUCAUGUCAUUAUGUAUAUAGGCAUGUGUACAUACAGAUACCACAUAUCCAUAUAUAGGAAAGAUGGGUCAACUUAGCGUGAUGGGGAAAUAAAAAAAACAAACAAAAAAAAAAACAA
This is a messenger RNA of Mugil cephalus (flathead mullet), 2903 nucleotides long. RefSeq names its product transcriptional repressor scratch 2-like. Gene Ontology annotation, molecular function: DNA-binding transcription factor activity, RNA polymerase II-specific; RNA polymerase II cis-regulatory region sequence-specific DNA binding. The record is from RefSeq and is a predicted model, not a curated record. The coding region runs from base 244 to 1218 and encodes 324 amino acids. The transcript is spliced from 2 exons. Gene Ontology annotation, biological process: regulation of DNA-templated transcription. NCBI's taxonomy places the organism in Eukaryota, Metazoa, Chordata, Actinopteri, Mugiliformes, Mugilidae.